Ilex paraguariensis (yerba mate) is the source of this 1138-nucleotide messenger RNA. The record is from the annotation of a GenBank genome assembly. NCBI's taxonomy places the organism in Eukaryota, Viridiplantae, Streptophyta, Magnoliopsida, Aquifoliales, Aquifoliaceae.
AUGGCAAAAUCACCAGAGACAGAGCACCCGGUGAAGGCAUUUGGGUGGGCAGCCAGAGAUACAUCCGGCGUCCUCUCUCCCUUCAACUUCUCCAGAAGGGAAACAGGGGAAGAAGACGUGAGAUUUAAAGUGUUGUAUUGUGGAAUAUGCCAUUCGGACCUUCAUAAUAUCAGGAAUGACUGGGGCAUGGCCGUGUAUCCUAUGGUCCCUGGCCAUGAGAUUGUGGGCGUAGUAACCAUGGUGGGUGGCAAUGUGAAAAAGGUAAAAGUUGGAGACAAAGUUGGUGUGGGGUGCAUGGUUGGAUCGUGUCACUCAUGCGACAAUUGUGCUAAUGAUCUUGAGAAUUAUUGUCCCAAAAUGCUACUUACUUACAAGUCCAUCUACUAUGAUGGAACCAUGACAUAUGGAGGUUAUUCUGAUGUUAUGGUUUGUGACCAACACUUCAUUGUUCGUUGGCCUGAAAACCUGCCUCUCGAUGCUGGUGUUCCUCUUCUAUGUGCUGGGAUCACUACUUACAGCCCACUGAAAUAUUUUGGAUUGGAUAAGCCUGGUAUACAUUUGGGUGUAGUUGGUCUAGGUGGGCUAGGCCAUGUAGCUGUGAAGUUUGCUAAAGCUUUUGGAGCUAAGGUGACGGUGAUUAGUACAUCCCCUAACAAGAAGAAGGAAGCUAUUGAGCAUCUGGGUGCUGAUUCAUUUUUGGUCAGUCGGGACCAAGAUCAGAUGCAGGCUGCCAUGGGCACAUUGGAUGGUAUCAUUGACACAGUCUCUGCUGAUCAUCCUCUCCUUCCAUUGAUUGGUCUGUUGAAGUCGCAUGGGAAACUUGUCUUGGUUGGAGCACCAAACAAGCCACUUGAGCUACCGGUCUUUCCUUUGCUUAUGGGGAGGAAGAUAGUGGCUGGGAGUAUCAUUGGAGGGAUGAAGGAGACCCAAGAAAUGGUUGAUUUUGCAGCAAAACACAACAUAAGAGCAGACGUUGAGGUUAUACCAAUGGACUAUGUCAACACUGCCAUGGAUCGUCUUGAGAAAGCUGAUGUUAGGUACCGAUUCGUGAUUGACGUUGGAAACACCUUGAAAGCAGUCAUGUAAAAAAGCAUACCUGAUGAAAUCCACAUCUAUAAAGUAGCACCCUAGUGUGUGG